GCCUGUGUGGAGCAGCUUAGGGAGCGAGGUGCUAAGACAACCCAGGGCCGCGGUAGCGAGGAAGGAAACUGCUCUGGAGCUAUGAGCCGGGCGACUGGCCGUGGGGCCUUGCCCAGGCUGCGCCGGGGAGAGCAGGCGGCUAAGAUGCCGGGUCGCUGCGUGGGGCCCAGCAGGUCGGGGCGGGGAGUUCGGCGGCCGUGGGGGAAGAGACGGGGCGCAGGGACGUCCCGGGGCCGUGGUGCAAGGCGCCGGGCGAGGUCCUUGGAGUGGGAGACGCGCUGUGUGAGUGCAGAAAGGGCGCAGGGCUGUCAGCGCCCGUGGGGGACGAGACAAGCGGCGGAGACAGCCGAUGCCGCCGGGGCGAAUGAGGCUUUGGAAGCUCCUGGCCCCCCAGGCUCCAUCGAGGCUGCAAGGGACCCUGGGGCUGUGUGGGUGAAUGGGGCUGUUGGGGAGCCCGAGGUGGUGGGGCCUGCUGGGGCUGUGUGGGUGACCGGGUCUGGGGAGGAGGAGGCCGAAGAUAGGAGUCCCCGGGGCUGCGAGGGAAAAGGUCGCCCAGGAUCUCUGGGCCAUGAGAGCAUUCUGCACCUGUGGCUGAAGGUGCAGGCUAUGAGGGCCGCCUCGGGAUGUGGGGAAGGAAGUAGAGUCGAGCUCCAUCCCGUGCCUGUCGGAGAGGGACCUGUCGAAAGGGGUGUUCCUGGCCGAGCUUCCUGGGUAGAGACAAGCCGUGGUGGUCUUACAGGGCCCUGGGUGAAGGGCCAGGCAAGGGGGAUCCCUCGGGCCCCCUCAGGGCCUACAGUUCUGGGCUUAGGGGCAGCUUACGAGAGAACCUUAGGCUUCUGUGGACAGGGACAGGCUGGGAGGGUGCCUCCUCCUGUGAGUGUGCCUGGGGCUCUGGCGUCAGGUUCUGAGAUGGCCCCGCACCUGUGGAGGGGACAAGCUGUGGGGAUUCCUGGGACUGGGGAGGAGAUAGGCUAUGGGCUUGUCCCAGGCCCUUGUGAAAAAGAACAGGCUGUGGGCGAGCCUGGGACCGUGGGGUGGCCUGGGGCUGUGGGAGCGCCCAGAGCCGUGGAGGGAGAGCUCGGCUGCGGGGGUGCUGCAGGGCUGUGGGGGAGAGGACAUUCCCCGCAGAUUCCUGGGGCUCUGGCACAUGAAGCAGUCUGUGGGGCCACCCCUGGCGUAUGGGGGAGGGGACAGGCCGUGGGGGUGUCCGAUGCUGUGGAGGAGGAGCCUACUUCUGUGGGUGCCGCAGGUGUGUGUUACAGGAGACAGGCUGGGGAGGAGACAGACUCUGUGGGUAUGCCUGGCCCGUGGGGCACGGGACACUCUGUUGGGGUGCCCUGUGCUACUGAAGAGGAAACUAGAUGUGGAGGUGACCCAGGGUUCAGGGAAAGGGGACAGCCUGUGUGGGUGGAGACAGGCUCUGGGGGUGAUCCAGGGUCACGGGGAGCUGCACAGACUGCAGAGCCAUCAUGUCCUGGGGAGCAGGCAGCAGGUUCUGGGGGUGCCCCAGGCCUGUGGCGGAUAGAACAGGCUACAGGGGUACCCAGGGCCUUGGGGAAGGACACAGGCUGUGUGAAUGUCCCAGGACUGUGGGGAGCGGGACAGGUGGUAGGGCUGCCCCAGGCUGUGGUAGUACCUGGAGCCCUGGGAGAAGAGCUGAGCCACAGCGGGGCCCUGGGCCUGUGGGAUGGACAGCAAGUUCUUGCGGGGCCCCCAGCCGAGGCAGUGCCUGGGCUUGGAGAGGAGACCUGUGGUGGGAAUGUCCUGAGCCUGUGGGAAAGGAGGCAGGCUGUGGGGGAGCCAGAGAGUCUGGGGCCUCCAGCUUUAGGGGUCCCUGGGUCUGUGGAUCAGGAGGCUGGCUGUGGAGUUGUUUCAUGUCUGUGUAGGAGGAGGCAGGCUGUGGGGGUGUCUGAGAUGGUGGGCAUACCCAGGGCAGCAGAUGUGGCCCAGCACAGGUGUGCCACAGCAGGGGUCCCCGUGGCGCUGGGUGUGCCCGGCUCUGGAAAGGCGCCUGCCGGAGUGCCCGCUGCUGUGUGGGCGUCUGGCCCUGUGUGUCAGGAAGGCAGCUCCAGAGACAUUUGGAACCUGUGGGAAAGGGCUCGGGCUGCCAGAAUCUCUCUGGCUUCAGGGGGACCUGUGGCUCGGGAGGAGCUGUGGUCUGGCCGGGAGGAUUGGGAUUCUGGGGCCUUCUCGGGCCCAUGGGGAAGGAGACAGACUAUUGGGGUUUCUGUGGCACCUGAGGGGCCUGGGCUUGGGGAGGAGACUGACUCUGGGGGUAUCCCAAGACCUUGGGGACGGAGACAGAGGGUAAGGACUCCUGUGGCCACCGAAGUGCUUCUGGCCCCUAGGGCGCCUGGUUCUGUGGAGCUGGAGCCUGGCUCUGGGGGUUUCUCAGGCUUGUCGGGGAGGCAGCAAACUGCAGGAAUGCCUGGCACUGUGGGGCUGUCUGCAGCUAGUGGGGUGCCCGUGGCUCCCAGGGUGCCUAGGCCUGUGCAAGAGGAAACUGGCUCAGAAUUGUGGGGCAAAGGAGAGACAAUGGGUGGACCUCCAGAUGCCAAGGGUCCCACAAGGAUGGAGGUGCCCACCUCGACCAGGAUGCCUGGGCCCAUGGGGGAGAAGACUGGCUCUGGGGGUGUCUCAGGCUUGUUGGGAGGCAGACAGACUACAGGAGUGUCCAUGGCUGUGCGGCUUCCGGGGUCUGUGGGGGAGGGGACCCUCUUUGAGCGUGUCUCUGGCCUGUCUGGAAGAAGGCAGACUGCUGGGAGGCCUGUAGCUGCUAGAGGUUCCAUGGCUGUGGGAGUGCCCACAGCUCCCGGGCUCCCUGGGCCGAUGUUAGGGGAUACCGGCUCUGGGGAUGACUGCUCAGGCAUAUGGGCAAGGACACUGGCCACUGAGGGGCCCACAGCUGCCAGGGUUCCUGGACCUGUGGAAGGAGAGACAGGCUCUGAAGGUGUCUCAGGCCUGUGGAGAAGGAGACACAGUGGAGCCAUUCCCGAGGCCGGGAGGGUGCCUAUGCCUCUGGGGGUGCUUGCAGCUGUAGGAGCUCCCAUGGCAGGGCGCACACCUGCUGCGGUGUGGGUGACUGGGUCCUCGGGAGCAGAAGCGGAUGUGGGUGUCUCAGGUGUGACCAUGCUGAGGAGACAGUCCACAGGGGGAGUGGGGGCUUCAGAGGAUGAGACAGGUGGUGGGAAUAUUCUGGGACUGGCCGGGAGCAGCCAGGCUGUGGGGGCAUCUCACACUUAUGUGCCCGGGACCAGGUUAUGGAGUUGUCCAAGGUCUGUGGGGGAAGAAACGGCCUUUGAGAAUGCUCUAGACAUGUCAGGGACAAGAACAGCUGUGGGGAUACCCCCAGUUUCAAGAGAGGAAAUAGGCCUUGGCCAUUUCAGAGACCACCUACAGCCAAGUGGGAGGAGGCUGGCUGGAGAAGUGUCUGCAGUCAGAGUGAGAGGGAGCAAUUUGGGAGAGAGUUAUGUGGGGGAGGCUAGAUUGAGGGGGGCGUUCCAGUAGUGUGUGUAGGGAAGAAGUUGGGGCUCUGUGGGAGGGAACAGGUUAGGGGGAGGUUUGUCCUGGGUUGUGGAUGAAGCACAGGCUGUAAGGGCAUCUCGGCAUGGGGGAGAGAGGGUUUUUGUGGAGAUGCACCAGGGUAUGUAGAGGGACAAAUUGGGAAGUUUCCUGGAGCAGUGGGAAAGGGCCAGAUUGCAAGGAGAGUCCCAGAACUUUGUAUAGGGGGACAGUUUAGGGCUGGGUGUCCCUGGACUUUGUGCGUGUGUGUGUGUAUGUGUGUAUGUAGCAUCACUUGAGGCAUCCUGGAACUGUGGGGAUCACCUAGUUUUUUUCUAGUGGAGAAUGGACUGUUUGGCCCUUGGCACCUAGAAGCAGCCAGGGGAAAGUACUGACCAUUCAGAAGUUGCAGAUCCCUGGGCCCCAUUUCUGCAGACUUCAUUCUGCAACUCCAGCCGCGCAACCCGUGCCGAUGUCAAGCCAGUUGGGAUUGCCUCGCUCGUUUGCCUCCUCCCGUCUGCUUUUUUCACCGUGUGU
Cercocebus atys (sooty mangabey) is the source of this 4038-nucleotide messenger RNA. RefSeq names its product collagen alpha-1(I) chain-like. The transcript has a single exon. Lineage: Eukaryota; Metazoa; Chordata; Mammalia; Primates; Cercopithecidae. The record is from RefSeq and is a predicted model, not a curated record. Bases 82 to 3507 code for a protein of 1141 amino acids.